This is a messenger RNA of Saprolegnia parasitica CBS 223.65, 333 nucleotides long. RefSeq lists its product as hypothetical. The record is from RefSeq and is a predicted model, not a curated record. The annotation marks the transcript as partial. The transcript is spliced from 3 exons. NCBI's taxonomy places the organism in Eukaryota, Oomycota, Saprolegniomycetes, Saprolegniales, Saprolegniaceae.
AUGUUUUUGGCGAUCUUGGCGACGCUGGCCCUCACGGCUCAGGGCUGCACGACGAUCGUCGUCGGGCGAGAGGCCUCGACGACAGGAUCCUCCAUGGUGACGCACGCAGCGGACUGCAGCAGCUGCGACUUUCGCAUCGGAAAGGUGCCGGCCAAGACGCAUCCCACCGGCGCACAGCGGGCCAUUGCGCCGUUUCGUCUCGCCUACCCUCGCUACGUCGGCGACGAUCGCGGCGACGUCUUUCGACUCGACAACGUCGAUACGUCCAUCUUCAACUGGACGGCCACAGAGCCGCUGGGGCAAAUUCCGCAAGUGCCCACCACGUUUGGCUAC